Molecule: messenger RNA, 489 nt
Organism: Neurospora tetrasperma FGSC 2508
Lineage: Eukaryota; Fungi; Ascomycota; Sordariomycetes; Sordariales; Sordariaceae
Exons: 8
Coding region: 1-489 (162 amino acids)
Source: RefSeq, a predicted model, not a curated record
AUGAGUCCAUCCAGCAAGCCAGCCCAAUCCUUGCUCGACUCCAUCACAGUUCAUCCUGGGUUUGUUCGCGGGGCUGCUGGCCUGAACAGCAACCAGUCGGCUAUUGCCCGCUGUAAAUGGACAUACGCUCAACUUGUCCUAAGUCGGGGGAGGAACUUGGGAGUGUUCCCAUUCCGAAAGCAACAUUAUGAGUAUGGGGUAGCUGUGGGCAUCCGUCUAGGACAUGGAACGAAAAUGAAGGGGUACGAAGCUGACAUUGAAAACAGACAAGUAUGUAGCAGCAGCAGCUACAGCAAAGCAUGGGGUAGGCAAAAUCCUCCUAUGAGACUUGGCACACAGUGCUGUAGGCAUGUUACUACUCGAGGUAGGCUACCUUUCGCAUCAGGUUGGAAGUUGAUUACCUUGUUCACAACUAAGAAAACCACUUCUCAAUCUUUGAGUGCUCGUGUUCAAGCCCCCAACCUCUCUACUCUUCCCAUGUGUUGUUGA